AUUUUGGCUUCCCUCAGCGGAAGUUGUUGUGUUCUUGUGUAACUUGAAACGGUUUCGGUGAUUGUUGAGAAACUACAGAAACUAACGGAUGUUUUAACGUACCCCGUGUCUCUGUGGAGCCUCGGUUCGACCUCUUUUAAAGGAACUACUUUAUCUUCCGCUGCAGAUUGAAGGGAAACGGCGGAUUUAUCAACUCCGGGAAGGUUUUUGUUCGGCCGCUGAGAGGCGGAAGUUCCGGUCAAAGGUCCCAGAACCGGAACAUCAACACAGCAGCAAAGAAAAGCAGAAGACGGUUACCCGCCUCCGGUGUCAGGUCUUCCAGCUUGCGGUUACCCUCCUCCGGUAACCGGUACUCUCCUCCCCGCUCCGCUCCGACAUGCUCUCCGUGCUCUUACCGGGGGCUCUCUGCCUGCUCCUCGGCCGCCUCUCCGGCUCUUCACCGGCAGACAUUCCGCACAUCGCGGCGUACUUCGGCACCAAGACCCGGUACGAGGACGUGAACCCGCGGCUGCUGCAAGACGUUCUGUCCGUGAACAUGUCGGUCCUGAUGCCGCCGCCCACCGAGCGCUGCUCCCCGGUCCACCUCACCGCCGUCAUCCGCCACGGCAGCCGCUACCCGACCGUCAAGAACAUCCGCAGGAUCCACAGACUGAGCGAGCUGGUCCGGACCGAGGCGGCCAGAGGCUCCGAGGGCUGGCUGCGGGACAUCCAGAGCCGCUGGGAGGCCUGGUACACCGAGGACAUGGACGGUCAGCUGGUGAUGAAGGGCAGGGAGGACCUCCUCCACCUGGCCGUCCGUCUGUCCGUCUUGUUUCCGUCUCUGCUGUCGGAGGAGAACGUGAGGAAGAGGAUGGUGUCCUUCAUCAGCAGCUCCAAGCACCGGUGUGUGAGCAGCGUGGAGGCGUUCCAGGACGGGCUGCGGCGCCGCGGUCGCCACGACGCUCCUCCAGAGUACGACCACCAGCUGGAUGACGAGCUGAUGCGCUUCUUUGAGCGUUGCCGUGGUUACGUGGAGGGCGUGGAGAACAACCGCACGGCGCUGAUGGAGGUGGAGAAGUUCCAACAUGGAGAGGAGAUGGAGGCUGUCCGGAGGAGGAUAGCUGAGAGGCUGGGCCUUCCUCAGCACCGCCUCACACCAGAUCUGGUGGAAGCCGCCUUCUUCCUGUGUUCCUACGAGCUGUCCAUCAGGUCCGUCCAUUCUCCGUGGUGUUUCCUGUUUGACGAGAGCGAUGCUAAGGUUCUGGAGUACCAGUCAGACCUGAAACAGUACUGGAAACGCUCUCAUGGUCAUGUGAUCAGCGGUCUGUCCAGCUGUCCGCUCUUCCAUCACGUCUUCAGGACUCUCGAUAAAGCCGGACGUCCUCGCAGGUCCACCGAUGCGUCUCCGGAGCCGGCCUCCAUCUUGGUGGGUCACGCUGAGACGCUCCUCCCCCUCCUCUCCCUGCUGGGACUCUACAAGGACCAGACUCCGCCCACAGCCAGCAACUACCAAUCACAGCACGGUCGGACAUUCCGGACGAGUCAGAUUGUCCCGUACGCCGCCAACCUGCUAUUCAUACUGUUCGAUUGCCAGCGAGGUCCGCGGCUGCAGCUGCUGGUCAACGAGUCACCGGUUCGAUUCCCGGGGCUGCAGGAUGACGCUCCGCUGUACCGCGACGUCCGGGCUGCCUACCGCCACCUGCUGGACGGCUGCGACUUCCACAGGGAGUGUGAGGGGAGGUCCGGGGGCCGGGGCCCCAACACUGAGCUCUGAGGGCCCCGACCUCUGAGGGCCCCGACCUCUGAGGGCCCCAACACUGAGCUCUGAGGGCCCUGAGCUCUGAAGGCCCCGACCUCUGAGGGCCCCGACCUCUGAGGGCCCCGACCUCUGAGGGCCCCGACCUCUGAGGGCCCCGAGCUCUGAGGACCCCGACCUUCGGACUACCAUGGCCUUAACACACCUGUUGGACCAAGCCCCACCCCCUCACGGCCACUGUCCAAUCACAGUCUGAACUCCAGUGUCUCAUGUUUCAGCUGAAGUCCUGCAGAAACAGAAUUAUGGAAAAUAAUCUAUUUAUAAAACCUAAACCAUCAUGUAUCCUCAGAUGUUCUUCUCUGGACUGAGGUCUCCUCAGAUGUUCUUCUCUGGACUAAAGUCUCCUCAGAUGUUCUUCUCUGGACUGAGGUCUCCUCAGAAUUUCUUCUCUGGACUAAAGUCUCCUCAGAUGUUCUUCUCUGGACUGAGGUCUCCUCAGAUGUUCUUCUCUGGACUAAAGUCUCCUCAGAUGUUCUUCUCUGGACUGAGGUCUCCUCAGAAUUUCUUCUCUGGACUAAAGUCUCCUCAGAUGUUCUUCUCUGGACUGAGGUCUCCUCAGAUGUUCUUCUCUGGACUGAGGUCUCCUCAGAUGUUCUUCUCUGGACUAAAGUCUCCUCAGAUGUUCUUCUCUGGACUGAGGUCUCCUCAGAUGUUCUUCUCUGGACUGAGGUCUCCUCAGAUGUUCUUCUCUGGACUACAGUCUCCUCAGAUGUUCUUCUCUGGACUGAGGUCUCCUCAGAAUUUCUUCUCUGGACUAAAGUCUCCUCAGAUGUUCUUCUCUGGACUGAGGUCUCCUGCAGAUGUUCUUCUCUGGACUGAGGUCUCCUCAGAUGUUCUUCUCUGGACUGAGGUCUUCUCUUCCUGUAGAUGUUUUCUAUCUCCAGUAGCUGUGAUGAGAAUCUUUCUUACAGAAUCGUUUUAUCUUUAGUGGAGUUGAUGAAGUGGUUUCAGGCUCAGGUUUGGUUCCUCAUGGAGGUUUAAAUCUGGAGGUUCUUCUGUUUUGUUUCUGGCGGAUCGUCGUCGUACUGCUGGUUUAUUUCUGAAGAUGAGAUGAUGUUCUGACCUGCUGUGGGUUUUAGUUCAGACAGUUUUUCUUCUGUAAUUUAAAUCCUGGUCUUUAAAGGAUUUGUUUCUCCAACUGAACUCUGUAGAUUCAGGAUUUCUUCGGUUAGAAGCAGCAGAACUGAAGGAACCUAAAGCAGGAUGAGAACGUCUAGAAGCUCAGAGAAGAUCCAACCUGCAGUAGAUCAGGUGGAGCAGACCAGGAGUGGUGCUGUUAGUCUUAAUUAUUGCCUUGGAGCUGAUGGAGGAAGCAGCUUCAUCCUUAAUUUAUUCACCUUUUAUCAUGACUCUGAUCUUCAGAUGUUUUCCACGUCUUUGUGCCAAAAUCGUGACUUUUGCGGGUUUCUUUGAUCAAACUGGUUUUACUGGUGAACAGCUUUAAUAAAAAGUUUUCACACUUCA
Acanthochromis polyacanthus (spiny chromis) is the source of this 3259-nucleotide messenger RNA. Its product is annotated as multiple inositol polyphosphate phosphatase 1-like. Lineage: Eukaryota; Metazoa; Chordata; Actinopteri; Pomacentridae. The coding region runs from base 377 to 1753 and encodes 458 amino acids. Gene Ontology annotation, molecular function: acid phosphatase activity; inositol phosphate phosphatase activity. The record is from RefSeq and is a predicted model, not a curated record. The transcript has 7 exons.